GCUAGAUGUUGGAACCCAGUAAAACUUUAUAGGUUUGGUGGAAUGUUUGAAAAAUGAUGAUCAUAGCUACAAAAAUUACUAUAAAUAUGAAAAUCAGAGGGGAAAAACCCCAUUAGGAAGAUCCCCUACUCCCUGUGGUGAACUGGAAUUCAGUUAUGUGGCUGGUUGUUGUGGCAUGCAAAGCAGAGUUCUGCAGCAACUUCCAGUUUAAAUAUGGGAAUUUGUAUUGAAUUAAAUAGGAAAAUGAAUAAUAUAACUAGUACAAUAGUCUUCCCUAGACUGCCAACGGUUGUUUUUACUGACUGGACAGUACUGCACAGCACAAUUUGUUUGGAGAAAGAGAGAGAAGCUGAUAGCAUUUAGCUAUGUCCUUAGGUACCCAGAAAAAUGAGGAAGAUGGAUCAGGUUUUUGGCACCUAUGUGGUAGCUGAGGUUUUGUCAGUGGGGAAUGCCUGUAUCUUCUCUUUCCCUGGAUCUUAAUGGGCAAGGUUGGAGGUUUCUUUAAGCUACACUGGUGGAGCUGCUAGUACUCCUUGUUCUCAAACCCAUUAGACCAUGGGAACUACUAGCUGCUCUAUCAAUCUAUUCGCCACUGCUAAAUAAGCACAUCAAGGUCUAGGUUUUUAUUUAAGACCAAUGAAAUAGUUAUGGUUGACAUUUAAAUUGUCAUCAUGUUUUAGCAUUAAUAUGCCAUUGAAAUAAACAGAAGCAAUAUACCGCUCUCAGAAAUACUGUUUCAGGCUCACUGUAGACUUCAGAAAACACCACUCAUGGCUCAUUUCUGGAAGGAUCACUAUUUAGUCAUGGGCUAGAACCAGUUUUCCUUUAAAGUGAAGACUUAAAUUCUGAAGCAGGAGCUGGACUGUGUGGAGAAUUCUGUAGACGCAGAAUCAUGAGACACACAGGACUUUUGCUUUAGGUCACUCAGACUACCACCUUGCCAUCUCAGUGCUGCCGCCAGUCUGUUAAGAUCUCUUUCCUGCUUAAGCCCUGGAUCCCGCAAACACUCAUGUGAGUAAAUUUAUGCACGUGAACAAAUUCGUGAAACUCAGUGGAACUGCUCACAUGUGUAUCGAUUUGCAGGAUCAGCACCCUACAACACAUUUUUCCUGCCACUAGCACAACAAAGCCAACACAACAAUGGCAAAGUGACCUGCCUUCUGUUCCUUCACACACCAACAACCCAAUUGUCAAGUAAGCUGUAAGUGCCAAAUUUUCAAAUACUUGCACCAAUGUAAGUGGCAGAAAGAACAUCACUUGACUUCCAGAUAUCAGAGUCAAUUUAUAGGGCUGACAGAUACAGUCUAUAGAUUAGGACUGAGUACAUUUGGUAUAACUUUAUCAACAGUGUGAAACCCUACAACACCAAAUUUAAAACUUUAUCCUGACUAACUACACUAAAAGUUUUAUUUUGUUGAAAGAAGAGACAGAUUAAUUUUCUUUGAAAUAAACGGAAGGUCAGAUUCAUUGUUGGUGUAAAAGCAACAAAGAAUCCUGUGGCACCUUAUAGACUAACAGACAUUCUGCAGCAUGAGCUUUCGUGGGUGAAUACCCACUUCUUCAGAUACAUUGUUGGUGUAACACUCCAAAUGUGCUAAGUUAGUGGUGAAUUUGGUCCUUUGUUUCUCAUGUACUGCCCCAGCGUAUCUCACUUUUUCAUCUUGUGAAUUUUUACAAAAGCUUUAAUGGCUUUAUGAAACUCACUUCUUUCAUCCUUACUAAAGUUUAUGGUAUACUACCCAUGCUUAAAGUAACCCAGCCCUCAAAAGUCCGACCAUAUGUAAGUUUUUCUGCAGGGCACAAGGCAACGGACAACUAGAAGUGAAGCCUGGGGAAAAAUCUGCAGAAGCCAGUGAGAUACAUCAGCGUAAAGAGUUUUGUCACUGGCCAUGCAAAUGCCCCCAUGUGCCAACCUGCACCCCGGGAGUGAGCCUGGUAAAGGAUGGUUGCGGAUGUUGUAAAAUCUGUGCCAAGCAGGCUGGAGAGACCUGUAAUGAAGCAGAGACCUGUGACCCUCACAAAGGACUUUACUGUGAUUACUCUGCAGACAGGCCUAGAUAUGAUAGCAGUAGGAUGUGAGCUCAAUGGAGUGUAUUAUGUCAAUGGCCAGGCCUUCCAGCCCACCCCACUUUAUAAGUGUCUCUGUGUUAGUGGUGCAAUUGGAUGUACGCCUGUAUUCACCUCAAAGGCAGCAGCAAGUCAGUGUGUCAUGGUCAAGGGCAGAAAAACAUCUGGACAUUCCAACUGUGGCCCUGGACAACAGAAACAGCUACAAUCAACAGACUACAGAUUAAUGCCAGGUUACAGAAGUCUACCACUUGUUUUGAAGGAGAAGUGCUUAGUACAGGCAACUUCUUGGACACCUUGUUCCAGAACCUGUGGCAUAGGUAUAUCCAACAGAGUGACCAAUGAAAACAGUAAAUGUGAAAUGAGAAAAGAAGAGAGGUUAUGUUUCAUUCAACCUUGUCAGACCAAUAUAUUGAAGACUAUAAAGAUUCCAAAAGGAAAAACAUGUCAGCCAACAUUCCAGCUUCCCAAAGCAGAGAAGCUAGCCUUUUCGGGAUGCUCAAGCACACAAAGCUACAAACCUACUUUCUGUGGUGUGUGUCUGGACAAGAGAUGUUGCAUACCUAACAAAUCCAAAAUGAUCAUUGUACAGUUUGACUGCCCCAAAGAAGGCUCCUUUAAGUGGAAGAUGAUGUGGAUCACAUCUUGUGUUUGUCAGAGGAUUUGUAGUGAUCCAGGAGAUAUAUUUUCAGGACUCAAGUUAUUAUAACUUACACCAUGGACAGCAGUGUAUCAUCAAGAUGGCAGCAUGCUCAGUUUGAAGAGUUAGCUAAAGAGAAGACCCUUCCACUGAAACCAAACUUGUUGACAUUCUUCUGUUAAAUACCCUGAGAACAGGGUUUAAGAACAACAUCUAUGUACGUAAAACAAGAUACUCAAAAAACGUAAGAAUUAAAUUGUUUGAAACGCAAGUAUACAUUUGAGGAAUGUCUAGCUAACAUAGGGACAGCCAUGGAGGGAAAACUUUUGUAAUUUAAAAAAAUCCACAGGAAUGCAGGGGUGAAUUUGCUCCAUUUUUGACAAAAAACUCCUAGAAAUAGGUGUCUUCCCUCAUCCUCAACAAACAUGUAGGUUUAAAUUAAACAUCCAAGUAACUUAAGAUUCCUUUUUCUACUAACUUUUUUUGCUGUAAUGAUCUAUCAUUCUUGAUCCACAAGAUAGAUAUUCUUACAGCUACACUGACACAGCAUUAGAAAAAAAAAAAGAUUGAUCUUUUGUGAGUUAGAAAAAAAAUUACAUAUUGUAGCAUUCAACUACAAAUGAAUUUUAAGCUCAGAUUCAGUUGUGCACCAAUUCUUAUAUUUUACAUUUCUCCAAAUGCAGCGAAUAAAAAACAUAUUUGCGUAGGUACAAACAAAAACGUAUUUGUCAAGACAUAGGUUAGUUCACUUCAUUCCCAAUGAACUAUUUUUCUAGAUUUUAAUUUUAAAUGUAUACAAUUUGCCUUUUCAUUAUUUUUCCCCACUCAUGACAUGCUGACAAAAACAAACUUAUAAAAGGAACAAACACUACUUAUACAAUGAAAAGUAACCUCAUGAUCUUAUGCUGGCCUGCCUUCAUUUCUCUUCCCUCUUCAUGAUAUUUUGUUUCUUAUUUAACCUAGACUGCAAGCUCCUUGGAGUAGGGACCAUGGGUGAAGUCCUGGCAAAACUCCCAGUGACUUCAAUGGGGAUAGGAUUUUAUCCUAUGUCUUUUGUCAUAAAGUGCCAAGUACAUUUGUAGUGUUCUAUAGGUAAGUUGUUUCACCGGAGUGACUUUCAAAAUGCUUUCUUCCUAAUAAGAAUUGGCUCAACAAAUAUUUGUCUUGUGUAUUUCUGGCCUCAUACAUUAAAAAUUAGAACUAA
Mauremys reevesii (Reeves's turtle) is the source of this 3911-nucleotide messenger RNA. RefSeq names its product cellular communication network factor 6 (gene CCN6). The transcript has 4 exons. The coding region runs from base 1943 to 2776 and encodes 277 amino acids. The record is from RefSeq and is a predicted model, not a curated record. Gene Ontology annotation, cellular component: extracellular matrix; extracellular region. Gene Ontology annotation, biological process: signal transduction; cell adhesion. NCBI's taxonomy places the organism in Eukaryota, Metazoa, Chordata, Testudines, Geoemydidae. Gene Ontology annotation, molecular function: integrin binding; heparin binding.